ACUAAAUUACUUAUUUUAAAUAAUUUUCACAUGAAUCAUAUUUAUUAAGAGUGGACAUAGUGUUCAAUAACCUAUUGAUACAUGCGCUUACGCAUACAUUGCAUAUACACAUAUCUAUGUUGCAUAUAGCAAUAUAAAAGAACGUAAAUCGCACAUACAUAUCGCAUACUGGUUUACGCAUUGCGUUUGUGCACCAGUUGUCUAUCGUUAAAUGCAGCAGUUUCGCCAAGACAGGAGAAGACUAAAGUUAUAUAAGAUAACGGACAGUGAACGAACAUGCUUGAUAAAGGAAGUGCUGUGCAUUAAUUUUAGAUAACGUUCAACUGCUGCAGUAAACUAUUGCUAACUUGUCAGUCACUUCUGAAUGUUGUAUUAAAUCUCUUCGUAUUCUAAUUAACGACAACGUUAUCUGUUAUAUUGUUUGCAAACAAUAAACAAAGAACUUUCAAUAUUUUCUGUUGACAAAUUGAUAGUGCGCUAUAAUUUUAAGUUUUUUUCAAUGGAAAUUGUUCGAUAGUGACUAACAUCAGUUGUGACAGAAAUCGUUAUGUUUCGUAUAUUUUAAAUAUUAUCAAGUAUUUACGUGCAAAAUAUCGGGCAUUCUCGUAAUUAUACAUUUUUAAAAAUAUUUCGCAAUAAUAACGUGGCUAGCAGGAUGUCUGAUAGCAGGACUGAAGUUGAUCCUUUUAGCGAGACACCAAUGGAAUUCCAAAGUUGUGAAGGAGUUACACAAGUUACUACAGAACCGCAUACAGAAAAUGAAACAUUAAAUAUAACAAAUGAACCAAUGUAUGCAGAACCUUUGACUCCAGAGCAAGUCCGAUGGUUUUAUAGAGAUGGUGUAGAUAAAAGAUGGGUAGAGUUUUGUGGAUAUGAUAGCUUAAGAAUUGAAAAUGCUUGGCGUGUUUAUCAAAAUUUACUUAACAAAAGUGAUAAUACAAUUCAUAAUACACCUCCAGUUGAAAAAAUUGUAGUUAAAGGAGGAAUGUAUGAUGUGGAACUUGAUAAAAUGAAAUGUGUUUCUAUUUAUUGUCCAGGUGAAGAGUGGGAAAUUAUGAGAGGUACUUGGUAUUAUGAUGGGAGUUGGAUACCUUUAGAAGUAGAACAAUCAAAAGUUAUAGAAGAAGUUCAUCUUAAUCUCUUCCAGAAACAACCUCCAGGUCAAUUCAAUUCUGGAUGUGAAACUUCUUCUCACUCUUACAAAAUAUUACAUACAGAACAUUUUCCUGAGUUUCAUGUUGAUUGGCAUAGCAUAAAUGAUGUGAUAUUGUACAGUGAAUAUAGACAUAGUAAAUUAAUGCGUAGUGUUACAUCAAAACUUGGUUUUGCAAAAACAACUGGUUACCAAUUAAGAAGAGGCUACAAAGUUGCUGCUGCAAUGGAAGAUAAACCUCAUGAUAUUGACCAUAUAGUAUUUGUAGUUCAUGGAAUUGGUCAAAAAAGAGAUACUGGGAAAAUUAUACGUAAUACAACAUCGUUUAGAGAUUGUGUUGAUUGGUUAAAACAAAAAUAUUUUCCAAAUUCUAAUUAUAGAGUAGAAUUUUUCCCUGUCGAAUGGCGGUCUUCAUUAAAACUUGAUGGUGAUAUAGUAGAAGCUAUUACACCAUACAGUGUAUUAAGUAUACGACAUUUAUUAAAUACAUCAGCAAUGGACAUUCUUUAUUAUACAAGUCCUCUUUAUGGUGGAGAAGUAAGAGCUGGUUUACAGAAGGAGCUAAAUAGGCUGUACUUUAUGUUUGCUAGUCGGCAUCCUGAUUGGAAGGGAAAGGUUUCAAUUUUGGCACAUUCCUUAGGAUGUGUAAUUGUAUAUGACAUUGUCACAGGUUGGAUGGGUCCAGAUACCAGACCUCCGUCUCCAGAAACACAAGAAAUUUUAAUGCAACGAUUACAAUUUCCUAUUGAAAACCUAUUUUGUCUAGGUUCUCCACUGUCCGUAUUUCUUGCGCUACGCACGCGUACUCCGUCUAAUAAAACAGAUGUAAUGCCUCAAGGUUUAUGUAAAAGAUUUUACAACAUAUUUCAUUGGUCUGAUCCUGUAGCAUAUAGAAUGGAACCUCUUUUAGAAAGAGGUUAUAGUAAAAUUGAACCUGUUCUUAUUCCACCAUAUGGAGGAGUUGAGGGCCAACAAACGGACCAGUCCCUACCAACGAUGAGUAAUGCCGAUGAAACUUUUUCUCCUACAGAAAACGACGAAAGAGAAGAAGGUCCAGUAGAUAUAUCUAAUCGUGCUCCAGAUAAAGGUUGGAGUCUUUGGGGUUUAGUGCGAGCUGGUUGGAAUGCCAAAGAAGGUGUUUCUACACCAAUUCAACCAGGACAAGAAUUAGCACAGCGUUUGGAUUAUGUACUUCGAGCAAGUUUGGGACGAAAUUAUUUAUAUACAGUAGCAGCGCAUACAACGUAUUGGAGUAAUUAUGAUGUAGCUUACUUUGUGUUAACAAGGCUUUUUCCAACAUUAGAAACAUGAUGUUGGUUUGUAUAUUUAGUACGAAAAUUUCAUUAGAUUCUAUAAAAGUUUACUAGUCUGAUGUAGGCCUUCAAAAUCGAAUGUUAAAAAACAGGCCUAUCAUCAAAACAAUCUGUGAUAAUGAAAAAAAAUGAUACAAUAAUGUAAUAGAUUGUAUGUAAUCAUUUUAUAUUGCUCGCAUAAUUUAAGACUAUAAUAUGGUCGAGUUUCACAAUUUAAAACAUUACAUAUUGUUAUAUAUUUUAUGAAACAACUA
Megachile rotundata (alfalfa leafcutting bee) is the source of this 2720-nucleotide messenger RNA. RefSeq names its product phospholipase DDHD1. Gene Ontology annotation, molecular function: glycerophospholipase activity; metal ion binding. NCBI's taxonomy places the organism in Eukaryota, Metazoa, Arthropoda, Insecta, Hymenoptera, Megachilidae. The record is from RefSeq and is a predicted model, not a curated record. Gene Ontology annotation, cellular component: cytoplasm.